AUGGACGCCCCAACAUCGGCAGAAUGGAAUUUUUUUAACGCUUUUAACACUUUGUUGUCACCACAACCGAUUGUCGAUAACACGAAUACAACCUGCAUGGUAAACGUUCUCAAUGGGCUCAACAUGCAGCAAUCCCCAGUCCUUAUGUCGCCGGGAAUUGUUCCCAUCUCACCGGCUAUCUUGCAUCAAUCACCACCCGCCAAUUUCGCAGGAGGUGUGCAGUACACGAUGAAUCCAGUGACGGGGAAUUCAACUGUUCCAGUGGUAAAUUUUGCACAGCAAAUGACUCCGAAUGGGCGCGUUGCUACUUCAAUCGGGCACUCAAACAUUCGCCUAACAGCAAAUGGAAAACGUGUCGGUCGUCCUCCAGGCACUUUUAAGAGACCUCCGAAUCGCCAAGAGCAAAAAGCCGACCGAGGAGAAGAUAUUGACGUCGAAACUCUCAUCGAUGUAACCUGCAAGUGGCGAGAUUGUGGACUAAAAUUUUCGACGCUUCAAGCUCUUGUCGAUCACGUUCAUGAUGUGCAUGUCCAAUCAGUAUCUCAAGUUCAUCAUUCAUGGCGUUGUGAAUGGGAGGGAUGUGAGCGUGUUGAGACGUUUAAAGCAUUGUAUAUGCUCAUUGUUCAUGUUCGGCGACAUACCGGUGAAAAACCGAACAAGUGUGAUUAUCCGGGUUGCGGAAAGGAAUACAGUCGUCUUGAGAAUUUGAAAACACAUCGCCGCACUCACACUGGGGAAAAACCGUAUAAAUGCGAGUUUCCGGAAUGCCAAAAAGCAUUCUCGAAUGCAUCCGAUCGCGCGAAACAUCAAAAUCGAACUCAUUCCAAUAUGAAGCCCUACGCAUGUCAAAUCCCAGAUUGCUCGAAGUCUUACACCGAUCCGUCGUCUUUGCGGAAGCAUAUUAAAGCAGUUCACGGAGAUGAAGAGUACGAACGCGCUAAGAAAGCCCGCCCAAAUUGCGGAACGAACAACUGUAAAAGACGUGGUGGAGGCUAUAACAUGGUUAUUCCUUCUAACCUGGGAAUUGUGGGAUUUCCUGGGAUGAUCAAUUUUCAAGGUUAUCCAAACAUUCCACAAACGCCUCAAAAUGUGUUGCAAACUCAACCAAUGUAUUUUGGUUCUGGUGUGCUCACACCGCAAAUCCCUGUUCUUUCCACCAUUCGACCGCUUGCGCCGAAUGGAUCUGCAUAUUCAUUCACACUUGAUCAAUCACCACUUUCGACAAGCACAAACCCAACCACUCCUCGUUUGGAAUUCUCCGAUUCGAGCUGCACACCGCCAAUGCUAGCGAAAGAAACAAAAUCUGAUGAAGAAGAAGAGGAAAUCAGAAAGAAAAAAGAGUCCGAAAAGAGUCUUAAGCGUCCGCAUUCCGAGGAUCGUUUUGAGCCUCCUAAUGGUCCAGAUACAAAUGGCGGAAUUGAAGUAAAUACGAGCAAUGUGUCGGGACAGAUCGUGUCUGUUCGUAGCGUCAGUUCUUCUUCCGGAGAAGAACCACCAAAAAAACGGUAUUUGAGCUUUAACAUCAAAGACAUUUUGGAAAUGGCACGUUUAUCAGAUUGCCCACAUAUUUUCGGAAGAGUUCUUGAAAUCGUCGUCAACGAAGUAACCUCUAGGAAAGCAGCCAUACUAGUUCUUGAUAGACUUAACGAAAUUCGUAGAGAUCUCCGCUCGCACUGGACAAAAAUGGGAUAUAUCCAAAUAAAACCUAGAGAUGACUUGUCAAAAUUGGUGGCCCGAAUUCUCCGAAACAAUUUUCCGGAUUUUGGCGUCGAAUUUCAUGAUUUUAUGAAAAAGAAAUUCAAACGAGUCCAUAAAAAAGAUCAUAAGAAAACAUACAACCCAUCGCUUGAACUUGCUUUCUCGUCAUCCGACGAGGAAUCGUCGCCUAGCCUAAGUUCUAACGAGAAUAAUGACGCGCCAGAAGACGGACCACCGAGUCUUGAUAGAAUAAAUGAAACUGAUGAAAUUGACGGAGAAGGUCUUUCAAUGAUGAGAAGUGUUGCUUAUCAUAAUAUGGCUCGAACUUUUCCACAGAAAGGCGGCCCUGUUCCUCCUCCCCCACCUCCUCCUCGUUCAACGAAUAAUCUCUCCAUCUUAGACGAAUUAACAGUGGAUAUAGCCGAAGAUGACGUGUUGUUUCAAUAUGUUGAGGCUCGCCUUAAUGCUCGUGUUGUGGAAGACGAAAGCGAUUUUGAGGAUAUGCAUAUAACGCUUGCUGAUUUGGCUCCAGCCUAUGACGAAGAGCCGAUUCCUACAAUUCAGAAUAUGGCUCAUUCUUCAGCUGAGGAUAAUGUAUUAAAUGAUGACACCGAAGACGAGAUGUUUUCCUAUUCGAUGCCAGAAUAUACCAAUGAAGAGCCCAUGUUCUCACCUUCGUCUUCCACUUCCGGCGCAUCUGGAUCUUCGGGAAUGCCUCCAAACGGCGGUGGCCCUCGAGGUGAUGAUCAUUUUUACUACAAUCGAGAACUUCCACCAGUGAGAGAUGAUGAAGAUACCGAUGAUGAGAUGGAAGAAGAGGAAAAGCCAUGCAAACGAGUUCGUAUUAAGACGAGACUCGCUAAACAAAAUAUUGCUUCACGUCCAUUUGGAAAUUAA
This is a messenger RNA of Caenorhabditis bovis, 2595 nucleotides long. NCBI's taxonomy places the organism in Eukaryota, Metazoa, Nematoda, Chromadorea, Rhabditida, Rhabditidae. The record is from the annotation of a GenBank genome assembly.